AUGUACGCAGUAAACGAUGCAGAAGACAGUGACUCGCUCUUUGAUGAGCCUCAGAUUGCCAUGCGCACUGCGCCGCCGAUACCUGGGCUUUUCGUUCCACCCAUCAGAUUACCUCUCGAACUGGCAAACGACAUCGUUCAGCAGUGCAUGAACCUUUACUUCGAUGGGCGAGACGUAAAUCAGAUCAUGCUCUUUGGACGCACAGCAUCCGAGCACAGCCAGAAUAUGGGAAGCGGCUUACCAACAUUUUUGAUCACACUCCUGCACUGGCUUGCCGAAAUGUUACGUGGUCAUCUACCCGAGAAAGUGCAUGAAAUGUUAUUUCCGCCCAAGGAUGCGCCACAGCGCGCACGACAGGCGAUCCUGAACCUGUAUCAUCCUGGAGAAGGCAUCUCACCCCAUGUCGAUCUACUGAGACGGUUCGAUGAUGGAAUCAUAGGAGUAAGCUUUGGAAAGGCCGGGCCGCUGGAUAGAAAUCAUUGGGACCUCUAUCUGGAAGAACGCAGUGUUUUGGUCCUAUCGGAGGAUGCGCGCUACAACUGGACUCACGGGAUUGAUGGAAAACAUAAGGAUUUUGUCAGUGGAGGAAUAGAUGGACAAGGAGAACCUGACUGGAUUGAUAGGGGAACGAGAUUGAGCAUCACAUUCAGGUGGUUGCUGCCAGGCGCAGACAUCGUCGGAGGGCCUGAUCCGUGA
Messenger RNA from Suillus fuscotomentosus, 696 nucleotides. RefSeq lists its product as uncharacterized. Lineage: Eukaryota; Fungi; Basidiomycota; Agaricomycetes; Boletales; Suillaceae. Gene Ontology annotation, cellular component: mitochondrial matrix. The record is from RefSeq and is a predicted model, not a curated record. Bases 1 to 696 code for a protein of 231 amino acids. The transcript is spliced from 3 exons. Gene Ontology annotation, biological process: DNA damage response; fatty acid metabolic process.